UCUCUAACUCCUCCCAUGUGAGCCUCCCUAAACCUCUGCUCAGCCCAGCCCAGCCGGUGUGAAACCCAAUAACUAGGAUCACUCAACAAUGCCUUCCCUUCACAGGCUGCACCUUGGCUGCACCAAGGAAGAGCACAGCAGAGUGAGAAAGUGCUGCUGUCGGCAAGAGCUCUAGAAUCACUUGCCUCCACCACCCUGCAAAGAUCAAACCAGAGGGUGAAAGAAAGAGGGAGCAAACUGGUGGAGGAGGAGAGAACCAGCCUGAAGCAACAUGCUGGCUCCAGCUGGACUCCGAAUGGACCAGCUGCUGAUGCCCUGGUGGCUUUUCCUGUGUUUUUUAGGCAUGCUCAAAAUUGUGUCUUUGGAACAAGGUGCUGCACUCUCCUGCCCACCUCUGUGCCACUGUGAAGAAGAUGGCAUCAUGCUCUCAGUGGACUGUUCAGAGCUUGGCCUCUCUUCUGUUCCUGAUGGCCUGAGUCCCUUAACAGCCUACCUUGAUCUGAGCAUGAACAACAUCAGUGAACUGCUCCCUGGUGACUUCCAACACCUGCGCUUUCUAGAAGAAUUGCGCCUUUCUGGAAAUCAGCUCUCUAGGAUCCCAGGGGAAGCAUUUUCUGGCCUCUACAAUUUAAAGAUUUUGAUGUUACAGAACAAUCAGCUCAACCGGAUUCCAGCAGAAGCUUUGUGGGAUCUUCCAAACCUCCAGUCACUGCGCCUAGAUGCCAACUUGAUUUCUGUGGUACCAGAGAAGAGCUUUGAGGGGCUUCCCUCCUUACGUCACCUUUGGCUGGAUGAUAAUGCCCUGACCGAGAUCCCCAUCAAAGCACUUAAUAACCUGCCCUCUCUACAGGCCAUGACCUUGGCACUCAACAAAAUCUGGCACAUUCCUGACUAUGCCUUUGAGAACCUUACUAGUCUUGUAGUUCUACAUCUGCAUAACAACCAAAUCCAGAGUCUGGGAAUACAUGGCUUUGAAGGACUUCACAGCCUGGAAACAUUGGACUUGAACUAUAAUGAGCUGGUGGAAUUUCCAAUAGCCAUUAGGACACUCGGACGACUUCAAGAGCUAGGCUUUCAUAACAACAACAUCAAGGCUAUUCCAGAGAAAGCAUUCGAUGGAAAUCCUUUACUCCAGAUUAUGACUUUGACACGAGCUGAAAUCCACUCACUUCCCAAGGGAAUGUGCCAAGAGUUACCCAGCCUUCGUAUUCUUGAGCUCUCACACAAUCAAAUUGAGGAGCUGCCCAGUUUCCACUACUGCCAGAGGCUGGAAGAAAUUGGCCUUCAGCACAACUGCAUCCAUGAAAUUGGAGCAGACACCUUUGGGCAGCUCACAGCCUUGCGCUCCAUCGAUCUGAGUUGGAACUGCAUCCAGCACAUCCAUUUUGAAGCUUUUGUGACCCUACAUGCUCUUAUCAAACUAGAUUUGACUGACAAUCAGUUGGUGACACUGCCGUUGGCUGGUUUGAGUGGACUGACACACCUCAAGCUCAAAGGCAACCCUGCAUUGUUGGAACCCUUCAGCAAAGAAAGCCUUCCCAAGAUAAGGGUCCUGGAGGUGCCCUAUGCCUACCAGUGCUGUGCCUAUGGAGCAUGUGGCAACUUCUUCAAAGGCUCCAGUCAGUGGGAUUUGGAAGAUAUGAGUCCUGAGGAUGAGGAUGGCUCCAAGAGAACCUUGGGACUAUUUCCAGGCCAUGCUGAUAGUCACUAUGACUUGGAUGUAGAUGACUUCCAGUUAGAACUUGAUGAUUCAAAGCUAUACCCUAACAUCCAGUGUACUCCCAGCCCUGGUCCUUUCAAGCCAUGUGAUCACCUGUUUGAGAGCUGGGUCAUCCGCCUGGGCGUCUGGCUAAUCACAUUGGUCUCCAUGCUGUGCAAUGGGCUGGUCAUGGUGGUUGUCUUUGCUUCACCUGGCUAUCUCUCUCCUAUCAAGUUUGUUAUCGGCACCAUUGCCGGUUCUAACAUACUGACAGGCCUGUAUUGUGCUAUUCUGGCCUUUGUGGAUGCAUUCACCUUUGGUCAUUUUGCAAAAUAUGGAGCCAGGUGGGAGACAGGUAUAGGGUGCCAGGUGACUGGAUUCUUGUCAGUCUUUGCAUCAGAGGCUUCCAUUCUCCUCCUAACAUUGGCCACUGUGCAAUGCAGUCUCUCAGUGUCAUGCAUGCAGACAUAUGGGAAAGUACCAUCCUUUGGCAGUGUCAAAGCAGGUGCCCUAAGUUGUCUGGCACUUUCUAUGGUUGCAGCAGUGCUGCCUUUCUUCUCUGUUGGGGAAUACGGGGCAUCUCCACUCUGCCUACCUUACCCACUCCCUGAUGGGAAGCCUUCCAUGUUGGGUUUUAUGGUGACUUUGGUGCUGAUAAACACCCUCUGCUUCCUCAUUAUCACUGGGACAUACAUUCGCCUCUAUUGCAACCUAUUGAAAGGCGAAUUUGAUUCUGUAUGGGAUUGUGCUAUGAUCAAGCAUGUUGCUUGGCUCAUUUUCACCAACUGUCUUCUCUACUGUCCCGUGGCCUUCCUGACAUUCUCUUCUAUGCUCAGCCUCUUCCUCAUCACACCUGAAGUAAUCAAGUCUGUGUUGUUGGUGGUGCUCCCUCUGCCCGCCUGCCUAAACCCCUUGCUCUACCUGCUCUUUAACCCCCAUUUCAGAGAUGACCUGCGGUUACUGAAGCAAAAGGGGAAGGCUCAGGAGAGCUGUGCUCAGUCCUAUGUGUCUGAGGACACAGAGAAGAGCACAUAUGACUCUACUCAGGCCCUUGUUGCUUUCUCUGACAUGGAUCAUAUCUUUGAGGGAUCAGACAUCUUCAAAGUACCUUCAAGUUGCUCAUCAGUCUUAGAUGCCUACAACUUCCCUUCAGUGACUCUCAUCCCUUGCCAACAAAAGGCACGUGUGAAAGGAUAUGACAAUGGCUUCUCUACCCACCUGUCCUACCUUGCUGAAGAUGAGCUGCUAAUUGCAUCAGAAAGCAGGGACACAACAGCAAGGAGUAACCUUCGGAUUGCUUUGUUCCCCACAUCAUCUACACCAGCCUUCACUUCUCACUUAUAAACUAUCUUUCAGCUUUCCGGACACAAUGUACAUUCCUUCAGUGAAAAACCUAUGCAAAGAUACCAUGCUGUAGCCACCAUGAGCUCUUCUGGGGGAAAGGGCAACCCAGUUUAUUGCUUCUUCUGGAAAGAAGGCUUGAUUGAAUGCAAGGUGCGGUUUGCUCCAUGUAUUGCUUUGCUGGAGCAUUAUCUCCUCCUAUCCUGAAGCACUGCACUGCAGAGUAUUUCUCAGUACAGGAAAAACUAGGGAAGAGUUCAAAUCCUCAAAGUAUGUUAACAAGAAGACAGGCUAUUACAUAGCAAAGCAAGCCAGUUGCAAAACCGGAAGCUACUGCACUACCUAACCAAUCGUGUCUUGGUUUCCUGAGAUAUUUCUGACCCCUGAUAAAUUGUAUGAGACCAACUGCUAAUUGUAAUGAAGUGUUGAACUGAAGAAUCAUAUCCUAAGACAGCGAAAGAGUAGGUAUAAUUCUGGAUGAUGUUAUGACUGAUAUAACGUAAUGUAAUGAGAUACACAAUCACUUCUGCUUUUACAAAAUAUCUGAAAACUUUUACAAAAGAGGAGUGGCCUUCAAUUUGGAAAACUGCAGUUUUCAUAGAGCCUAGAUUUUUCAAAGAAUGUCUGCAGAUGUCUAAAAUAACCCCCAAGAAAUUAAUGCAUUCCAAAACGUCUUUUAUUAAAGCAUUGCUGCCUGUGAGUCAAAGUGUAGUGGAUAAUCCAAAAUUAGAAGAGUUUUGCAGCCCACCCCUCUAAGAACCAGACCACGAGCUUAGCUCACUGCUUAGGAUAGAUUGCAUUUUUUUGGCUGUAGUUCCACCAGAGCCCAUGAGUAUAAAGUGAGCGGAAAAACAAUUUAAGGAAGUCAGUUCUAAGCUAAGGACCUUCACCCAGACUAUUGAAGAACAAACAGUAUAGAAAUACUUCUUAUGCCUUGUAGCAUUCUCAAUUUUUAAACCUGCCAGUGCUACAAAGAAGAAAGCUACUAAACAUAGCCAUGUACUCAAGAAAAGGCAAGACACAGAAUUAGUACUCAUAGGACAGAUUCCCACCAUGAAAUAUCCUUAGCCAGUGCUGUAAAUCUAACACAGUACAACUACACAUAAAGCCAACUGUUACAUAUACUGUGUUCCAAUUGCACAGUGAUAGAAAUAAUGUAAGCAUCAGUAUUGACAUAGUUCAAGUCUGAAAACAAAAACAGUAUAUUUUGGCUUAUGAAAUUAAGCUUUUAACCAUCAACUUUUCAACUUUUUUUGCAAAUUAAGGGUACAAAUUACAAAGGGGAAUUUACGCCUUUUGCCUUCCCGUCUAAAGGAAAUUUCUGUUUUAUGGCUACCCUAAGGCUAAAUCAUCAUGAGGUUUUCUUGGCAGGGUUUGUACAGACAUUGUCUUCCCGUGAGGCUGAGAGUGAUUGCUCAAGGUCACUCAACAGAUUUCCAUGACAGAGUGGGAGUUUGUAUCCUGAACUCCUAGAAUACUAGUCUAACAUGUAAACUACUGUACCACGAUGGUUUACAAUGACAUAGGGCAAAUCAGGAGGCUGGGUCUCACUGUUAACGUCAUUGUGAGGUUAAGGCAUACAAGCAAAUUUAUCUUAUAAUUUUGAUGGGAUUCAUUUCCAAAAUGAACUAAUUGGAGAAAAUACCGUACACUUUUAAGAGCAGGUUAAUAAAAAACCUCCAAAUUAUUUUUACAUUCUGUUUAUUUAUUUAUUUACAGUAUUUAUAUUCCACCCUUCUCACCCCACAGGGGAUUCAGGGCGGAUUACAAUGUACAUAUACAUGGCAAACAUUCAAUGCCAUAGACACACAACAUAUAUAGACAGACACUCAGAGGCUAUUUAACUUUCCAGCUUCUGGCCACCAGGGGAGCUGUUGCUUCCUCAUUCUUUGCAUACUCCCUGGAGAUUUUUUAUGGCCUCGUAAAUCUGUUCUUUGCUGAUGUCUAGCUAUCAGCAUUAGUAACUUGUCCAGUGUUGUAUGAGGACAUUCUUAUCAAUGGAGUCACCACCACCACCACCACCACCACAUUUUAAUCCCUUAAGAGGUUUUAGCUCUUAUUAGAAUUGGGAGAGAAACCUUAAGA
Messenger RNA from Anolis sagrei ordinatus, 5125 nucleotides. RefSeq names its product leucine rich repeat containing G protein-coupled receptor 6 (gene LGR6). Gene Ontology annotation, molecular function: protein binding; protein-hormone receptor activity; G protein-coupled peptide receptor activity. Gene Ontology annotation, cellular component: plasma membrane. Gene Ontology annotation, biological process: activation of adenylate cyclase activity; hormone-mediated signaling pathway; adenylate cyclase-activating G protein-coupled receptor signaling pathway. The record is from RefSeq and is a predicted model, not a curated record. NCBI's taxonomy places the organism in Eukaryota, Metazoa, Chordata, Lepidosauria, Squamata, Anolidae.